GAUGAUUCCGUGAAGUGGGUUGGGAGCUGUCCUUUCAGAUCUGAAAAGCCGCGAGGUUUCAGCUUUGAGAUCCCGGGAAGACGAGAAUCUCGCGAGAAAUGCGAUUGCUGCUCAAGCUGUGAAGGGGCAGUUAGACGCAAGGGGUCCUUGUUCAUCAGUGCGCUCUGUUUUCGUUUGAUUCCUCGGCCUUCACGCUGGAUAGCCAGUUUUUCCUUUGCGCAUCAUCCUCUACCUGAGAAAUGGUCGCUUCCCCCUAGUCUAGACACGCUUUAAACAGCAGUAGUAAAAGUCAGUCUGCAAGUAUUGGAAUACGACUUUUGCAAAAGAGCACUGUGCAUCAUGGAUUCUCUAUCAGAAGAAUUUUUUGUGAGUGAUCCUCCUGUAGAGGAGCAGACUAAGGAGGAAGUCAAGAAUAAGGUAGAAAAAUCAACUGAUCAACUGGACGAAGAGGAAAGGAACGCACCUACUGAUCUUGUUCCUGUCAACCUACUAUUAGAGGUGAAGAAGUUAUUGAAUGCAAUUAAUACUCUACCAAAAGGUGUGGUCCCUCAUGUUAAGAAGUUCUUACAAGAAGAUUUUUCCUUCCAAACUAUGCAGAGAGAAGUUGCAGCAAACAGCCAGAAUGGGGAGGAAAUUGUUCCUGUUUUGACUUUACGUUUCUUGAUAACACAACUGGAAGCAGCACUUAGAAACAUUCAAGCUACUAAUUAUACUGCACAUCAGAUUAAUAUUGGUUAUUAUUUGACAUUACUGUUUUUGUAUGGUGUAGCACUCACUGAAAGAGGAAAGAAAGAGGAUUAUACAGAAGCUGAGAAUAAAUUUCUGGUGAUGAAAAUGGUAAUCCAAGAAAAUGAAAUUUGUGAAAACUUUAUGUCUUUAGUUUAUUUUGGACGUGGUUUGCUUCGAUGUGCUCAGAAGAGAUAUAAUGGAGGACUACUAGAAUUUCAUAAAAGCAUACAAGAAAUAGGAGACACAAAUGACCAUUGGUUUGACAUAGAUCCUACAGAAGAUGAAGAUUUACCUACAACUUUUAAAGAUCUUCUUAAUAAUUUUAUCAAGACAACUGAAAGUAAUAUAAUGAAGCAGAGCAUUUGCAGUUAUCUGGAUUGUGAGCGAUCUUGUGAAGCUGACAUUUUAAAGAACACCAAUUAUAAGGGAUUUUUUCAGUUAAUGUGCAGUAAAAGCUGCUGUGUUUAUUUCCAUAAAAUUUGUUGGAAAAAGUUCAAGAAUUUAAAAUACCCAGGUGAAAAUGAUCAGAGUUUCAGUGGGAAAAAAUGUUUGAAGGAAGGAUGUACAGGUGACAUGGUAAGGAUGCUACAGUGUGAUGUACCUGGGAUUGUUAAAAUCUUGUUUGAAGUUGUGAGAAAGGAUGAAUAUAUAACCAUUGAAAAUUUAGGAGCAAGUUAUAAAAAAUUGAUGUCUCUGAAAAUAACUGAUACUGAUAUAAGACCGAAGAUCAGUUUAAAAUUUAGUACAAAAGAUGAAAUGCCUGUCUUCAAACUUGAUUAUAAUUAUUUCUAUCAUCUGCUUCAUAUAAUUAUUAUUUCUGGUACUGACAUUGUCCGGCAAAUAUUUGAUGAGGCUCUGCCACCCCCUCUUUUGAAAAAAGAGCUUCUUAUUCACAAGAAUGUUCUGGAACCCUACUACAACCAUCUUUGGACUAAUCACCCUUUGGGUGGAGCAUGGCAUCUGCUUUAUCCCCCAAACAAGGAGCUACCACAGUCCAAACAGUUUGACUUAUACCUCCUAUUAGCUCUCAUAAAACAUUUGAAUGUAUUCCCUGCACCCAAAAAAGGCUGGAAUAUGGAACCACCAUCUUCUGAUCUCUCUAAAUCUGCUGACAUCCUGAGGCUGUGCAAAUACAGGGAUAUCCUCCUUAGUGAGAUUUUGAUGAAUGGUCUCACUGAAUCACAAUUCAAUUCAAUUUGGAAAAAAGUUUCAGAUACUCUUCUGCGCCUUGGUAUGAAGCAAGAGGAUAUUGACAAAGUGAAGGAGAAUCCCAUUGAGAAUAUCUCCCUUGAUUACCAUCAGCUGUCUAUCUACCUAGGCAUACCAGUACCAGAAAUCAUCCAGAGGAUGUUAUCCUGCUAUCAACAAGGAAUUGCUCUACAGUCAAUAACCGGCAGUCAACGUAUUGAAAUAGAAGAAUUGCAGAAUGAGGAAGAAGAACUAAGUCCACCUCUCAUGGAGUACAAUAUAAAUGUGAAAUCAAACACUGAACUACAGUUAGCAGACAUGAAUAAAGAUGGGACAUCAAUACCCAGUGAAUCUUCAACAGAAUCUACUAAAGAUCUCCAGGAAGUUAAGAGUAAACCAAAGAAAAAGAAAAAGACUAAGAAUAAAAAGCUCUGGAGGCUGGGAAGUCCAAGGUCAAGAUGCCAGCAGAUUCGGUGUCUGAAUAAGGAAUCAAAAGAAGACCAAGUCCCAAACAUGGGAGAAAAGGAAGAGCAGUUGAAGAAAAAGCAAGCAAGUCUGCACCCAGUCAGUAAAUUUGUGAAAGGUGAUGCAAGUGAUGGUCAAGAAGAUUCUGCAACUGAAGACAAGUUCUAUAGCCUGGAUGAGUUGCACAUUCUGGACAUGAUUGAGCAGGGCUCAACCAACAAGGUAACUGCAGAAUAUGGAGAAACUGAGAAGGAAAAGCUUGCUCGACAACAGCAGCUUUAUAAAUUGCACUACCAGUGUGAAGAUUUCAAACGACAGUUGAAAACAGUGACUUUUCGGUGGCAAGAAAACCAAAUGCAGAUUAAAAAGAGAGACAAAAUCAUUGCAUCUCUUAACCAACAAGUGGCUUUUGGAAUCAAUAAGGUUUCCAAAUUACAGCGUCAGAGCCAAGCUAAAGAUAAUGAAAUCAAGAACCUGAAAGAGCAGCUUUCCAUGAAAAGAUCUCAGUGGGAAAUGGAGAAGCAUAAUCUGGAAAGCACAAUUAAAACAUAUUUAACCAAAAUGAAUGCAGAAACUAACAGAGCUUUAACAGCUGAGGUGUAUUUCUUACAGUGUCGUCGCGAUUUUGGUUUGCUUCAUCUAGAGCAGACUGAAAAGGAAUGCCUCAGUCAGCUUGCCAGGGCGACUCAGAUGGCGGCAAGCAAUCUAGAAUCGCUUCAAUUGAAGGCCGCAGUAGACAGUUGGAAUGCCAUUGUGACAGAUGUCAGAAACAAGAUUGCGUUCCUCAGGACACAGUACAAUGAACAAAUUAACAAGGUGAAGCAAGGAUUUGCCUUGAGUACCUUGCCUCCAAUCCAGCUUCCUCCACCACCACCUAAUCCUGAGAUACUGAUGCAGCAGUUCUUGGGAAGACCCCUUGUGAAAGACUCUUUCUUUAGACCUGUACUUACUGUUCCUCAGAUGCCUGCUGUUUGUCCUGGGGUCAUUUCUGCACCCGGCCAACCUAGAGCCCCACUGGUGACGGGCAUAGCCUGGACUGUGCCGGCGCCUAUGGGAGAGCCUGUGCCUCCCAGUGCAGCCCUGGGAAGCGAUCCCCCCAUGAUGAAUUGGGAGAAGAUUACUGACAGGCUGAAAACUGCCUUUCCACAACAGACCAGAAAGGAGCUUACAGAUUUCUUACGGAAAUUGAAGGACGCUCAUGGGAAGUCCUUAUCUGGACUGUCAUUUGAUGAAAUUGUUUACAAGAUUUCUCAAUUUAUUGACCCCAAGAGAUCUCAGAGUCAAGGAAAAUCAGCGCCAAACGGGGGUCGUGUCUCCCCCAGCCGCAGUCCACCACCGUCCAGCGCUGCCCCGCCCCCAAAGCCAGCCUGGAGGCCCCUCAGUUCACAAGGUUCUGCCACAUGGGAAGGAGCCACUAAUUUGGAUGAGGAGGAGGACGAGGAGGAGCCUUGUGUGAUCUGUCAUGAGAAUCUCUCUCCAGAAAACCUCUCAGUUUUGCCUUGUGCUCACAAAUUCCAUUCUCAGUGCAUUAGACCUUGGUUAAUGCAGCAGGGGACAUGUCCAACCUGCAGGCUCCAUGUUUUGCUACCAGAAGAAUUUCCUGGUCACCCCAGCCGGCACUUACCCAAGAUCUGAUACAGGGUGUGACUGCGCAAAGGAAGUUUUUGGACUCUAUAAUUUAGUUCUGCCUUUUGUUAUGAGCUUAUUGUGUGAGUGGUGUGAAGCAGUACUUCUUCAGUGUUGUGUGGAAGAAGCGAGCUAAUCUCAUCAAAGCUGCAGCCAAAGAGGACAGGAUCGAGAGGGUUUAAAGAAGAGAGGAUGUUAAACAUUACAUCAUAUUUGCCCUCAUCUUCGUCGGUAUUUUCUUCCAGCAUACGCAUGAUAGUUGUAAGUAUGUAUGUUAGGAUGUCUUUUCUUGUGUUUUUUCCUUCUUAUUCCAAUCAUUCUUUGCUUGCCUUGCCACCACUAUACUGCAUUUCAACUUCCCGAAAUAAAUUUAAGCAAGAGAAAAAAGUGGAAUAAUAAACAAGUAGGAAAAUUUCACUGAUUAUAAUGUUUCUUUUAGCUUUUGAAACUGCUUACAAAAAAUAUAAUUAUUUAAAUUUUAUCUACCUUCCCCAUUCUUUUCUAUUCUCUAACAUAUGUGCCCAUGAAGACAUUCUGAGCUGCUUGAGGGUGAGGAGCACACUGGUAUGUUGGGUUGUGAGAGAUGAUUGUUAACAUUUCAGGAAUUUUGUGAGCCUGUUAUCAAAUUGUUGGUAGCUUGAAAUCUGCCGUAGCAGGAGUGUUUUACCCCGUAGAAAUUGGUAAAUGCUCUAAUUAAGUGCUUCGCUUCCCUUGAAGAGCCAGUUGUUAAACAUUUGCCAGCACACCACUGGGGCCACAUCUGAUCCUUCUGUGUACUCCCAGUGUCGUGCCCAGUAGGUGCAGCAUAAAUAGUCCCAGAAUCAGAAAUAAGGAAGUGCAAGAAAAAAAGUUAAUGUGCAAAGGAAGUCACUUGCUCUGUUGAAUAAUUGAGAUCUUAUGUUAAUUUGUAAACAUGCUCUUUGGACCUUAACAUUUAUACUUUGGAGGGAUUUUUUUUUUCUGCCUUAAGUUUCUAAUUUCAUUUUUUGAUGCUGGGGGUUGUGGGGGACUGUGUGUAGUUGCUUUUUGUGACAAAGUUGAUACCCACUGGGCUAAGUUGCAUAUCUAAAGUUUGUCAUUGAGAGCUGUCCUUACAAGUCAAAAACCUAUUUUGAAAAUAGUGUUGUGUAAAUGCUAUAAGUGUUGUCCAUGUCUCUGUUCACAAAACCAGAAGAAUUCAGUUACCUUGUAAGACAAAUGUCACUUGGUUCUAUUGUUUUCCAUAAUUCAUGGAAUUGAGACUGUGAAUAAGUGUUUCCUGACUUAACAACUAUUGAUACGUAUAUUUCAGUGUAAAUGUAUCUUGAAGUUACUUUAAAUUUCUAUUUAAAACUGCUAUUUCUGUAAUUGUGUGCUAAAUGUUUUCUUCUGUAAUGAGAAUAGACUGGAAAAUGUGAAGAAAAUAACCAAAAUUGAAGGCAGUCAUCUAGACACAUAAAAUGCCAAGAAUGUAUCGGAAUUGCAAAAUUCAGAACUUACAGGGCCUUUAAUAUAAUUUUCUUGUCUAGCACCUCAAGGUCAUUGUCAUAUAGCAAAUUACCUCGUAAAACAAAUGUUUCUCAGUUUAUGUUUAAACCGAAAUUUCACUUUCAUGUGGGAAAGAAUAAAUGUUUCUUAAUUGAACACCUAUUUUAUCUGUGUAUACCAGUUUAAAUGUAUCUUGAAACUACUUUAAAUCUCUAUUUCAAAGUCUAUUUCUGUUUAAUCAUGCUUAAACUUUUUCUUCUGUUAUGAGAAAGGAUACGAACAUAUCUAAGAAGAAGGCAGUUCGCGGGACAUCUAGACUGGGGAAAUGCCAAGGGUGUCUUGGGAUCACAGAAUGUCAGAGCCUGUAGAGUUCUUAAUGCUCCCCUAGGCUGUGCUCGCGUUUCACAGGUACAUUUUACCCAUGGUCAUGUGGCUAAGUAGUGCCGGAGGCAGUCCUAACCCCUGAGCGUCCUGACACUCAGGCACAUGCUUUCUCCACACACUCGUGCUGCAGGAUUGUAUCGGUGCUGACCUGCUAUUCUUGACUUCAAGGAUGGCGCCAGAAGACUUAACACAAUAGCUGAUAUAUGUAGUAUAUAUGUAGUGAGAAUGGAGUAGUACCGUGCGCUUGAAACUCAUGUUCAAUUCUGUCGAAGCUGAAGAUAAUGUUUUUUUUU
Molecule: messenger RNA, 6152 nt
Organism: Rhinolophus ferrumequinum (greater horseshoe bat)
Lineage: Eukaryota; Metazoa; Chordata; Mammalia; Chiroptera; Rhinolophidae
Gene: DZIP3
Product: DAZ interacting zinc finger protein 3
Exons: 33
Coding region: 340-4017 (1225 amino acids)
Biological process (GO): protein polyubiquitination
Cellular component (GO): cytoplasm
Molecular function (GO): RNA binding; polyubiquitin modification-dependent protein binding; ubiquitin protein ligase activity
Source: RefSeq, a predicted model, not a curated record